AAUACAUACAGAGAGAGAGAGAGAGAGAGAGAGAGAGAGGAGGGGGUGGCCGGGCAGUGUGCGUACGGCCGAGCCUCCGUCUGUUCUCCACACACACACACACCGCGGAUUAACUAGCCAGCUCGCCGCUCUCUGCACGCCGAGGUGAGCCAUGCCCGUCCCCGUUAUCCGAGCCGAGCCGCUGGAGCCGCACAAAGCUGCCCUCCCACGCUGACUGACUGACUGGGUGGAGGAGAUGCUCAGCGCGGAACCGGGAGCUCGGACGACGCGGACGGCGAGCCGCCGCGGAUUAAGGAUGUAGGCUGGGUUAUUGUGGCGCUCGGCGUGGUUUUAUCCCUUCUGCGGAGCAUCUUCUUCUUCAAAGGGAUAUCUUAAUAUCAAGAUAGAUAACGCUAGAUAGCUACACUCGCUAUCAGUGGCUGCGCUCUCCAUCUCCUCUUUUUUCUCACAGAGGAGGCUUAACGUUCACCUAACAGCUGACGUCUGAACAGAAACGUUGGGGAGACGGCCGUUGUCUACUCAGGCUAGCUAACAGAAAGCAUGGGGAACGCGGAGAGCAUGGAUGCCCAGCUCACGGACUUCAGGGCGAGGAGUAAGCCCCCCAAGCUGCCCAUGCCGGACCCGGCCGAGCUGGAGGAGCGCUUCUCCAUCGCGCUGAACUCCAUGAAUCUUCCACCGGACAAAGUGAGGAUUCUGCGGCAGUACGACAACGAGAAGAAGUGGGAGCUAAUCUGUGACCAGGAACGUUUCCAGGUGAAGAACCCUCCCCACACGUAUCUCCAGAAGCUGAGAGGAUUUCUGGACCCAGCUGUCACAAGAAAGAAAUUCAGGAGGAGAGUCCAGGAGUCCACACAGGUGCUGCGUGAGCUGGAAAUUUCACUCCGAACCAAUCAUAUUGGGUGGGUGCGCGAGUUCCUGAAUGAAGAAAACCAAGGGUUGGACGUGUUGGUGGAGUACCUGUCCUUCGCACAGUACGCUGUUACCUUUGAUGGUGAUGUUGCAGAGAGCAGUGGUGAGGGGGCGUCUGUGGAGACUCCCUGGAGCAGAUCUAUAGAGGAUCUUCAUGGUGACAGUAAUCUGCCCUCACCGGUCAGCAGCAGCAGCAUCCCACGCUCCACACGACACUCCUUACGGUCUAACACCCUGCCCAGCCGCCGAACGCUGAAGAACUCUCGCUUGGUGUGUAAGAAAGAUGAUGUGCACGUCUGCAUCAUGUGUCUCAGAGCCAUCAUGAACUACCAGUACGGCUUCAACAUGGUAAUGUCACAUCCGCAUGCUGUGAAUGAAAUAGCCCUGAGCCUCAACAACAAAAAUCCAAGGACCAAAGCCCUGGUGCUGGAGCUGCUGGCUGCUGUGUGUCUGGUGAGAGGAGGGCACGAGAUCAUUCUUGCUGCCUUCGAUCAUUUCAAAGAGGUCUGCUCUGAGACCCUGCGGUUUGAGAAACUAAUGGAAUAUUUCAAAAAUGAGGACAACAAUAUUGAUUUCAUGGUUGCUUGCAUGCAGUUUAUCAACAUUGUGGUGCACUCCGUAGAAGACAUGAAUUUCAGAGUUCACCUUCAGUAUGAUUUCACCAAACUCUCACUGGACGAGUACCUGGAGAGACUGAAGCACACAGAAAGUGAUAAGCUGCAGGUGCAGAUCCAGGCAUACCUGGAUAACUUAUUUGACGUUGGCACCCUACUGGAGGAUGCUGAGACCAAGAACGCGGCGCUGGAACGUGUGGAGGAGCUGGAGGAGAACCUUUCACAUCUGACGGAUAAGCUGCUAGACACAGAGAACGAGGCCAUGUCUAAGAUAGUGGAGCUGGAGAAGCAGCUAAUGCAGAAGAACAAGGAGCUGGACUCUGUACGGGCCGUGUAUCGGGAUGCCAGUUCACAGGUGCACACGCUGCGGCGCAUCGUGCGCGAGAAGGACGAGACCAUCCAGCGGCAGACCAAACUGGAAAAGAAGAUAAGUGAGCUGGAGCGGCGCGGCAGCCUGCAGAUCCAGGUGAGGGGGGAGGGCGAUGGGGAGGGUGAGGUGUCCCCCCUGCCCUCUCCUCCUCAGCCCAUGCCACUGUCGCCGUGCCCCGAUGCCAUGGCUCAGGCUGGAGCAUGUGCUGGCACCUCCUACAGUCUCAGCAGCACUUCUCACACUGGAACUCUGAGAAAGAUGGCCACACCUCCUCCACCGCCGCCUCCACCUCCACCACCGCCUCCACCGCCACCACCUAUGCCAGGCUCUUCUUUACCUAAUGGACCCUCAGCUGCUCCGCCUCCCCCUCCUCCUCCGCCCCCUCCUCCGCCCCCACCCCCAGGGCAUGCUAUAGAGAUGUCCACCCCUCUGCCUCCUCCCCCUCCCCCUGUAGCCCCUCCCCUUCCAGGCUGUGGAACGCCCACAGUCAUAUUCAACUCUGGCCUAACGGACGGACCAAUCAAGCUCUUCUCUGUGAAGAUUAAGAAGCCAAUCAAAACCAAAUUCAGAAUGCCAGUCUUCAACUGGGUGGCUCUGAAACCCAAUCAGAUCAAUGGCACGGUCUUCAACGAGAUCGAUGAUGAAAGGAUCCUGGAGGAUCUGAACGUGGAUGAGUUUGAGGAGAUGUUUAAGACCAAAGCUCAGGGUCCAGCGGUGGACAUGACCCUGAGCAAACAGAAGGCACCACAGAAAGGCCCCAAUAAAGUGUCGCUACUGGAGGCCAACAGGGCCAAAAACCUGGCCAUCACCCUCCGUAAAGCAGGAAAGAGUCCGGAGGAGAUCUGCAAAGCAAUUCAGACGUUUGACCUGCGCACUGUUCCCGUGGACUUUGUGGAGUGUCUGAUGCGCUUCAUGCCGACGGAGGGGGAGGUGAAGAUGCUGCGGCAGUACGAGCGGGAGCGGCGGCCUACAGCCGAGCUUACAGACGAGGACCGCUUCAUGAUGCUCUUCAGCAAGAUCGAGCGGCUGCCUCAGAGGAUGACUAUUAUGGCUUUCAUGGGCAACUUCAACGACAGUCUGCAGAUGCUCACACCGCAACUUCAUGCGAUCAUUGCAGCCGCUGUAUCUAUAAAAUCGUCCCAGAAGUUAAAGAAGAUCCUUGAAAUCAUCCUGGCUCUGGGGAACUACAUGAACAGCAGUAAGAGAGGAGCUGUGUACGGAUUCAAGCUUCAGAGUUUAGAUCUGCUGCUUGAGACCAAGUCCACAGACAGAAAGCAGACUCUGCUACAUUAUAUUGCUAAUGUGGUGAGGGAAAAGUACCCUGUGGUUUGCAUGUUCUACAAUGAACUCCAUUACGUUGAGAAGGCUGCUGCUGUCUCUUUGGAGAACGUUCUUCUGGAUGUGCGAGAGCUUCAAAGAGGGAUGGAUCUGACCCGUCGAGAGUACAGCAUGCAUGGCCACAACUCACUGCUCAAAGACUUCAUCCACCACCACGAGACCAGACUGAAGAAGCUGCUGGAUGAUGCCAGGAUCGCACAGGAUGCUUUUGAUGAUGCUGUGAAAUACUUUGGGGAGAGUUCCAAAACAAUGCCCCCCUCCGUCUUCUUCCCAGUGUUUGUUCGAUUUGUCAAAGCCUACAGGCAAGCAGACGAGGAAAAUGAGCAGAGGAAGAGGCAGGAGCAGCUGAUGAUGGAGAAACUUCUGGAACAGGAAGCGCUGAUGGAGGAGCAGGAGGAUCAGCAGUCUCCAUCACAUAAGGGGAAGAGGCAGCAGCAGGAGCUGAUAGCUGAGCUGAGGAAGAGGCAGGGGAAGGAUAGCCGCCUCGUCUACGAGGGCAAAGAUGGUGCCAUCGAGGACAUCAUUACAGACCUCCGGAGUCAUCCCUUCCGUCGGGCUGACGCCUACAGGAGGAGCACGAGGAGGAACUUUGACGGACAGCACCUUCAGCUGCUCAGCGUGGAGAUCACCACCUGCUAGCCAGGCUUACUGAGCCCCAGAAAACAAAAAGACUUUGGGGAGGGGGAUCCAGCCUAAUUCACACCCACCUCUCACUUCUCAUUUUUAAAAAUCAGGCCGGAGGAGAAUCAGGUUGAGGUUUGAGACGCUGUGCACUUGGAUCUUGGGUCUGGUUCACCUUCAACUGACUACAGAUAUAAAACACUGGAACUGAUCAAUCAAACCGACCACACAAGAGAAAUGGAAAUGUUUCUCUAGGAAUGCGCCGAAAUUUAAUUUUUAGUUUUUUUUUUUUUUACAAGUUAUCAUUAAUAUGGAAUUUAUUUUUGUCUUUCUUUUUAAACAAAAGGUAGUUGCAAAGCUAUUAUUUAUAAAUAUUUAUUGAACACCAAACAGUUUUUUUUUCCAUCCAUGUGGCUCCAAAUAGCUGAUAGGACUAAGGCACUGUCACUAUGAUACCAGUGGACACCACGUCGAAUGCUAGAUUAUGCUGCUUCACCAUCAGCAGCCGAAGUCCGAGAGAGCACAGUUGACCGUGCUCUCUCUGGUUGGACAGGUGGUGCUCUCUCCCCUCAUCACUCCUGUUGUGAUGCUUGUUGUGAUGCACAGUCGUCCGCUGGCUGAUGUAUCAGAGCUGGGAAUGCUGUGUCUUCUCCCUCCUAGUGUUGGGGGCAUUACUAGUGAUAGGGGGAGUGAAUAUGAACAGAGGAUGGGUAAUUGGCUUCCCAAAUUGGGGAGAAAUCUGGGUAAAAUUUAGAAACAAACAAAAAAACACUAAUAUUUUUAACAACCAACAGAGCACAGUACAGUAUUUUUUAAUACAUAUAUUUAACAGUGGUGCUCCAUGCUAUUUUAAAACCCAUGAACACCGGAAGUGCUUUUUUUUUUUGUUUUUUAGUUGCCAAAUAAUUGGUGCAUUCCUUUUUUUCAUUUUUAUAUAAAAAAACAUUUUUUUAAGACAGUGACCAAGUACACCCCCAAUAAGCUCACAGUUUACAUUCUACUGGAAACUACUGAUCUCGUGGACCCCAAACUCCUUGGGUUCCGUAAGUGGCUCAAACUCCUAGUUGAGCAGCUGUAACUGUCAGACUUGGGAAAACGCCAAUGAUGCACUUUGCUUUUUAACAUUCAGUUAUCGUCCUACUGAACUUUUAAUGCAAAAAGAAAACUGGAUGGAAAGAAAGAGUGAUGAAGAGAGAGAGAGUGAGUGAUGGAGAGAUGUUAAGCUUAUUCUUCACUGGUGCUAUUGAGAACAAUCUCCCUCUGUUUAUGGCCUAAACACAAAAAGGUGCAGACUGACGGACUGAUGAAGCUCUGUGUAAAAUUUAAUUGUACGUCUCAUUCUGAACAUAGAUUUCCUCUCCCACUCGGCUUCUCUCGUGAUCGUUUGUGAACAGUGGAAAAAAAAUUUGCUUGUUUUAAAAAAAAAAAAAAAAGUGAAAAAACAAGGACAUUGCGUUGGAAACAAUAAUUUUGUUUUUCGUUGUUGUUUUUUUUUUUUAAAUGUACAGAUAUUUUGCUACAAAGUUGAUCCCCUUAUUUUUUACAUUGCCCAUCCAUUGUGAUACUGUAUAUAUUGUUGAAACAAGCCCACUCUCCCUCCAAUAUCAUUUUAAUGUUAUGAUGUCACGUUGUAUCAGUAUUAUUUAGUUCAGUGGUGAAGAAAGUGGACCAGAUCACUCUGUGCUAAUUAUCUCUCACUCAUCACAAGUAUCCCAUAAUGGUCAAUGUCUGUGAUUGCACGGUACACUCGAAGGCUUGGACAGACACUAGUGGCACAUAUAACGUUUUUAUACAUUGUUCUUUAAAAACAAAGUGGAACAGUUGUCUGCAAAUAAAGCAACGCCACCAGAA
Messenger RNA from Astyanax mexicanus (Mexican tetra), 5703 nucleotides. It is a transcript of the gene fmnl2b, whose product is annotated as formin-like 2b. Bases 541 to 3870 code for a protein of 1109 amino acids. Gene Ontology annotation, molecular function: actin filament binding; small GTPase binding. The record is from RefSeq and is a predicted model, not a curated record. Lineage: Eukaryota; Metazoa; Chordata; Actinopteri; Characiformes; Acestrorhamphidae. Gene Ontology annotation, biological process: regulation of cell shape; cell migration; cortical actin cytoskeleton organization. Gene Ontology annotation, cellular component: cytosol. The transcript is spliced from 27 exons.